AUGAUCGCAGACACCAAGGAUGCCUACUGGGUGCUAGAGACUCACCAUCCUCCCACAUACUAUCUCCCAUCCACUUCCAUUCAUGUCCCACUCACCCCGACGCAACGGAGUACAUACUGCGAGUGGAAGGGUGCUGCAACUUACUAUGCAAUUACUGCACCCAGAACAUCCAAUGUUCAGGAACCACAAGUCGUAUCGAAUCGCAUCUGGUCGUACAAUUCCCCAACGCCCGGGUUCGACGCAAUCAAGGGAUAUUUGUCUUUCUAUGCAGGACCGUGGGACUGUUUUGUAGAUGGGGAACUAGUUGAGCCUCAGCCAGGUGAUUUUUACGGUGGCUGGGUAACUUCAGACAUUGAGGGCAUUGUCAAAGGUGCUCACGUGAACAAAAUACGGAAGUCGAAAGCCACGCAAGAAGUACAUGCAACGGGCAGAGGACGUCUGGAAGAUAAGGGGUCUUUUGCGACUGAGGGAACAGUUCACUGUGUCUGGCCUUCCGUCAUUGUUCUCGAACUAGCUUCUCCUCCUCGGUCGUCUCGCUGCCAUCUGCGGCAGACGAAGGUCUUUCACUCUCACUCGGCCCUGAAGGACAUUGAUGAAUGA
Colletotrichum aenigma is the source of this 600-nucleotide messenger RNA. RefSeq lists its product as uncharacterized. The transcript is spliced from 5 exons. The coding region runs from base 1 to 600 and encodes 199 amino acids. The record is from RefSeq and is a predicted model, not a curated record. Lineage: Eukaryota; Fungi; Ascomycota; Sordariomycetes; Glomerellales; Glomerellaceae.